Truncatella angustata is the source of this 1545-nucleotide messenger RNA. RefSeq names its product cytochrome P450. The record is from RefSeq and is a predicted model, not a curated record. Lineage: Eukaryota; Fungi; Ascomycota; Sordariomycetes; Amphisphaeriales; Sporocadaceae. The transcript has 2 exons. The coding region runs from base 1 to 1545 and encodes 514 amino acids. Gene Ontology annotation, molecular function: monooxygenase activity; iron ion binding; oxidoreductase activity, acting on paired donors, with incorporation or reduction of molecular oxygen.
AUGGAAGGUCUUGCUGUAUCCCAAGUUCUUCUCCCCCUUCGCGGGCAGUUCCCAGAGCCGGAAGGCGGUUCCAUGUUCAUGGGCCAGUUCAAAAAGAUUCGCGAUAUGCCAACAGGAUAUCCGAUGCGGGAGUGGAUUCGUACUUUACCCAAUGACGGCGUCAUACGCUAUCUCGGAGCCUUUAACGGCGAGCGCCUACUGAUUGUUGGAGCAAAGGCGCUCGCUGAAGUCCUGGUCCAUCGCAACUACGACUUCGAGAAGCCCGCGGAGGUCAAGAGUUUUCUCGGCCGAAUCUUGGGGGUUGGUGUUCUCGUCGCAGAAGGUGACGAGCACAAAGUACAGCGCCGCAAUCUGCUGCCUGCUUUUGCUUUUAGACAUGUCAAGGAUCUGUAUCCGGUAUUCUGGCAGCUCAGUCGGAAAGCAGUCCAGGCGAUGACCGCAGACAUCUUGGCAGACGCCCGCAAACAAACUGGCGCCCAGGACACCGAGAAGGCUCUUGUUGACCGUAAGAACACCAGUGUUAUCGAGGUCGGAAAUUGGGCGUCCCGGGCAACCCUGGACAUCAUCGGAAUUGCUGGAAUGGGCAAUGAUUUCAAGGCAAUCGAAGACCCGAACAAUGAGGUCAACGAGACCUAUCGAACAGUAUUCCAGCCGACUAAGCAGGCUCAGCUUUUGGGACUAUUGGGUCAGUUCUUACCAACAUGGUUUGUGAGGAGCCUGCCAGUGAAGCGCAACAAUGACAUCGGCCAAGCGGCGAAGGUGAUCAAAACUGUCUGCAGGGAUCUCAUCGUGCAGAAGAGGCAAAGGCUUGCUAGGAAAGAGCCUACCGAGGUCGACAUCCUCUCCGUCGCCAUCGAGUCCGGCGGUUUCACGGAUGAGGACCUCGUGAACCAGAUGAUGACCUUCCUCGCUGCCGGGCACGAGACGACAGCAUCGGCGAUGACAUGGGCAGUGUACAUGCUUUCCAGAUACCCAGACGUGCAGACGCGACUGCGUCAGGAGAUUAGGGAGAAUCUUCCAUCACCGGACACAGAUCAAGAUGUUACUAGCGUGCAGAUCGAUCACCUGCCUUAUCUCAACGCGGUUUGCAACGAAGUCCUGCGCUACUACCCUCCGGUGCCCAUGACACUCCGCGAGACUGCCGUGGACACGAGUAUCAUGGGACACCGCGUACCCAAGGGCACCCGUAUCAUUCUCGCCGCUGCUGCGAUCAACUUUGACCAGGACCUCUGGGGACCUGAUGCAGGGGAGUUCAACCCGGACCGGUGGAUGGCGAAGGACGCGGCCGACAAAUCGGCGGCUAGCGGUGGAGCCUCGAGCAACUACGCCUACAUGACCUUUCUCCACGGACCAAGAAGCUGUAUUGGACAGGCCUUUGCCAAAGCAGAGUUCGCGUGUCUGUUGGCGUCUUGGGUCGGGAGGCUCGAAUUCGAGCUAUACAACAAAGAGGAGCACGACGAACGGAAUGUUCAGAUCAAAGGAGGCGUGACUGCGAGACCCGCCAAGGGAAUGUACGUGUACGCAAAGGUUGUCGAGGGAUGGUAG